CGCCUCCCUUUCAACACACUCAACUAAACCGGUCCUGCAGUUUGACAGCAUUUUUUUUCCUUCAGCCAGUGUGUUGGACAAUUUUUCUCCAUCUGAGAUCCAAUCCAGCCAUGUUUCUCACGCAAAGGUGGCAGCAGGGUGUAUAAAAGCCACAAGGGGCUACCCAACCGUGCAGACCUUUUCCAGCAUCAUGGCUCAGAAGACGGUUCUGAUUGUGUACGCCCACCAGAGCUUGGGCUCAUUCAACUCUGCAGUCCGGGACGUGGCUGCUAAGGAGCUAUCGAAGCAGGGCUACCGAGUCAUCGUGUCAGACCUUUAUGCCAUGAACUUCAAAGCCAACUCCACGCAGGACGACAUCAUUGGUGAUCUGGAGAAUCCCGAGCUGUUUCAGUAUGGAGAGGAGACAAUGCGUGCCUGGAUGAAGGGUUGCCUCAGUGACGACAUCAAGGCCGAACAACGCAAAGUCAAAGAGGCAGAACUCAUCAUCUUCCAGUUCCCUUUGUACUGGUUCAGUGUUCCUGCCAUCAUGAAGGGCUGGAUGGAUCGAGUGCUGACUCAGGGAUUUGCUUUCUCCUUGGAAAAGAUGUACAACAACGGCAUUUUCAAGGACAAAAAAGCAAUGUUAUCCUUUACAACUGGAGCAACAGAAUCAAUGUUUCGCCCUGAUGGCAUCAAUGGAGACAUUAACGUCACACUGUGGCCCCUGCAGAACGGGACUCUGCACUUCUGUGGAUUUCAGGUCCUAGCUCCUCAGAUUUUCUGGAAUCCAGCUCACUGCCCCCUUGCAGUUAGAACAGCGAUGCUACAAGGCUGGCACGAGCGACUCAAAGGACUGCUUGCUGAAAAGCCUCUGACUUUUGCACCAUGUGAGUUUUUCGGCCUCAACUUCCAACAAGGGUUCUUGCUCCUGCCGCAGGUAAAGGAGGAGCAGCAGUCAAACACCUACGGGAUCACAACAGGACACCAUCUUGGCAAACCACUCCCGCCUGACAACCAGACCAAAGCGCAUUCGCCGGACGACUGAACGAGCUCGACAUGGUAGAGGAGUUUUAGAGGAGCGAGAACGGAACCUUUCUCCUGACUCAAGUAGCCGCCUUUGCACACAAGUUACAAAAUCACUGUGGCGCCAAACAAAAUGGGUGUGUGUGAAAGAGAUGAGCAAAAUCACAUAAAUUGACAUUAUAUUACUUGACAUUUGUUUUUUUUUUAUGUUUUUCAUUUUAAUAAACACAGCACAUUUAUUAUCAC
This is a messenger RNA of Dunckerocampus dactyliophorus (ringed pipefish), 1248 nucleotides long. RefSeq names its product NAD(P)H dehydrogenase, quinone 1 (gene nqo1). Gene Ontology annotation, cellular component: cytosol. Bases 191 to 1024 code for a protein of 277 amino acids. Lineage: Eukaryota; Metazoa; Chordata; Actinopteri; Syngnathiformes; Syngnathidae. The record is from RefSeq and is a predicted model, not a curated record. The transcript is spliced from 6 exons. Gene Ontology annotation, molecular function: NAD(P)H dehydrogenase (quinone) activity.